This is a messenger RNA of Salvelinus namaycush (lake trout), 765 nucleotides long. RefSeq names its product F-box protein 36b (gene fbxo36b). Lineage: Eukaryota; Metazoa; Chordata; Actinopteri; Salmoniformes; Salmonidae. Gene Ontology annotation, molecular function: protein binding. The transcript has 4 exons. The record is from RefSeq and is a predicted model, not a curated record. Bases 1 to 765 code for a protein of 254 amino acids.
AUGUCGACUUUGCUGGGGAAAAGUUUAUUUGAAGUCAGUGGUCAAGGCCCUGCACCCAAUAAAGACUUCUUCCAAUUUUCUGUUACCAAGACAGAGGUUAUUUGGAGAUGGUGGAAGAUUUCUUUGAGAAGAGAUGGUAGGAACACAAAGCCAGGAGAACUGAGGGAGUCUCACAAUGACUACUUGGAUGACAGCCUGCUUCAGAGUCAGGUGAGUGUGGUGUUUGGCCCAAGGAUCCUUCAGUACAGCCAGGCACUAUGUCAGGGCCACUAUGACUACCUGGAGCGUCUGCCCGAUCCCCUGCUUCUCCACAUCCUGACCCAUCUGGAACUGGAGGACGUGGCACGGCUUGGACACACCUCACACAGGUUCAGGAAGCUGUGUCGUUCGGAGGAGUUCUGGGAGCAAGCGGUGCGCGGCCACUGCGGCACCGUGUCGGCCGAGGUGGAGGCCCUGGCCCUGGAGCUGGGCUGGAAGAGCGUCUUCUUCACCAGCAAGCUGCAGCUGCAGAAACAGAUCAGCCGCAGGAGGAAGAGGAGCCAGAAGCUACUCUGUACAGACCCGGAGCACUAUGAUGUAGACACAAUGGUGGAGCGCAGUGAGGACCCAGAGAGCCGCGCUGCAGAUAUAGAGCCAGGUUCUGAGUCGGACCCUGGGCCGGAGCAGCUCUGUACAGACAUGCAGCUCUGUGGGGUGAUUGCGGGCCAGGGUCGUGGUGUGGCACAGGGGGACUGGAGCUCUGAUUCAGGGAGCUCACAGAAAUGA